Messenger RNA from Camponotus floridanus (Florida carpenter ant), 13333 nucleotides. It is a transcript of the gene trol, whose product is annotated as basement membrane-specific heparan sulfate proteoglycan core protein. The coding region runs from base 642 to 12686 and encodes 4014 amino acids. The transcript is spliced from 57 exons. Lineage: Eukaryota; Metazoa; Arthropoda; Insecta; Hymenoptera; Formicidae. Gene Ontology annotation, molecular function: protein binding; calcium ion binding. Gene Ontology annotation, cellular component: plasma membrane. The record is from RefSeq and is a predicted model, not a curated record.
CCAACGUGGAGAAAGAGGAAGUCGAGCCGCGAGAGCGGGACGAGGAGAGCGAGUAGAUAGAGAAAGAGCCGGAUCCGCCGAAGAGGAGAGGGAAAACCACGGGGCUUUUGAAAAAGUUUUAUCUUGUCUGUACGCUCGGCCUCUCAGACGCUACCGAACGCCGGUGCGGUGUUGUUGGCCACGGCGUGGUCGCGCGGCCUUUUCGGUAACGAGUAGCGAAUAAAGAGAGCAAACGGAGGAAAGAGAGAAGGUCCAGGUCGUGUGCCGCGAUUGCCGGUCCUGAUCGGUCCACCCGUCAUCAGCUUCCGUCCGUUUCAUCCGCCCGCGCAUCCGCGAACGUUCGCGCGAAAGGAACCACCGAAGAUCAUCGGGGAAACUCUCGACAAACAUCAUUCAUAGGACGAAAAGCAGGACGCAGCCGUCCUUGGAUCAGUCAUUUUUUCAUCGCUCGUUUGCCAUGCAUUGUCGCUAAGGUGUCGAUCGAGAGAAAGAGAGAGCAAGCGAGAAAGAUCAAGAGGGAUAGAUAAUAAAAAGAGAAAAGGGAAGAGAGAGGAAGAAAGAAGGGGUCAGUCAAGAAGAGGACGAAGAGGUCGAGAAAAGAAGUGACUCCUUGCCGGUCGCGAGGAACGACCAGCAACGAGAUGAAGAACCGUGUGUUGCUAAAGAGUGCGUUGUUCCUGUUGCUGAUCGCGGCGGACGGCCUCGUGACAGCAUCCGAGGACGAUGACCUGAUUUUCGAUCCAGAAGGUAAACAACCUGCAGUUCAAGCGCCAAUGAUAGAAAUGCAUCAGGACGAAUCUUUUCUUCAUAGGAUAAAGAGAGGAAUCUUCGAUUUAUUUUCCGCAUCAUCGACAACAACGCCAUCAUCUUCAGAUCAAAAAGAAAAUCAAGAGCAAACAUUUGACAACUCGGUCAUCUUAAAUGGUCAUCUCAAUGGAAAUGAAGAAAAUCAUACUCUCCAUCAACCUGAAACGCCAAAUGCCGAAACAAAUAAUGGAAUCGAAAGAUUGACUCUCGAGACAGACGAGGAUGACGACGAAAUAGAUAACAAACACGAGAUAAAUAACGUCGCUGAAAGUCAAAGAAUACCGCUAACAUAUGGGAAUUCCGAUGACGAAGAUUUGGCCGGUUCAGGAGAAAUCGAAGGCAGUGCGAACGAAGAAGAUUUGGUUCGUCCAAAUAUAAUAACUCAACAUCGCAACACUGAUGGAAAAGCACGAUUUUACCGAAUAACAUUGACAGUCGGCGAGCCAUACAGACGAGAGUAUUCUGACAGAAACAGUCCUGAAUAUCGGGAAUUGAGUGGUAAUCUCACUCAUGCCCUCGAGAAGUUGUACGAUCGUUACAUCCCGGGAUACAAUCAUUUCGCUAGCGUCGUCAAGAUAUCACCAACGACUGACGCAUUUACGUCACAAGUUACCUUAGAUAUUGGUUCGACGUUCACGGACGAGCUUGAGGUGCGUGCCGUCCUAGAUCAACAGUUGCAGUUUCAUUCUUUAGACGGUAUCCAAGUAGGUCCGGAGGGAUUCACAUUCAGGAUAUUUCAAGCGGGGGAGAAAACCGAGCAGCCAGAAUGUGAUCAAACGGCUGAAUUAAGAUGUAGAAGCGGUGAAUGUGUGCCACUAGAAUCGCGCUGCGAUGGCGUAUUACAAUGCAAUGAUGGUUCCGACGAAGAUAAUUGCUCGACAGAUUUGUCAAAUAGAACGAGCGAUGAUUUCGAGCACACCACUAUGGAGACACGACAGGAGAAUUCAGGAUAUUUCCCGGUAGAUUCAAAGGAACUAUCUGCUGAGGUAAAACCGGAAGUAUCAGACAUCGACGAUGAUAGGGAAGACGAGGUGUCUACGCUGAGGUCAUCGUCAAACAUGUGUCGUGCCGAUGACACGGUACGCUGUCAAGAUGGCAGUCGUCAUAUUUGCUCGGUGCAACAAUGCGAUGGUGUUCUAGAUUGUGAUGAUGGUGGUGACGAGGUCGACUGUCCACAUCCAGGCUGCAGCGCUGGAGAAUUCGCAUGCGACGUAAACAGAUGCAUAUUGGAAUCUCAACGAUGCAACUUCCUAGAAGAUUGUCAAGAUGGUAGCGACGAACACGACUGUAAUUAUCCCGGUUGCUCUUCGACCGAAUUCAUAUGCAGAAAUGGACAAUGUAUCGACUCUAACAGACAUUGCAAUGGCGUGCACGAUUGUUACGAUGGAUCGGAUGAAUUCAAUUGCCCCUGCAAGGAAGACCAAUUCGAAUGCGCGCCUGGUUAUUGUGUGCCCUUAUCACGACGCUGUGACAGAUACACGGACUGUAUCGAUGGAAGGGAUGAACAAAAUUGUCACAACAUGACACGAUGUCGAGCAGACGAGUUCGAGUGCGCCAGCGGUUCGUGCGUCAGCAAAAACGCAAGAUGCGAUGGACGAAACGAUUGUCUCGAUCAUUCUGACGAAUAUAAUUGCAACGUGACCACCUGUAGCGGAGAUCAAUUCCGUUGUCUAGACGGUAUCUGCUUAAGCAUCGACAAGCGCUGCAAUGGAAUCUCUGAUUGCCGCAACGGCGAAGACGAACAUCAAUGCGGUUGCGGAGAUGCCGAGUUCCGCUGUACAGACGGCCGCUGCAUCGGCUACGAGUUGCAGUGCAAUGGGGUGAACGAGUGUCCUGAUGGCUCAGAUGAGAGGGAUUGCGGUUUGGCCCCGUGCCCUCUUACGGACUUCACCUGUGGAGAUGGCUCUUGCAUACCGAAGAGUUCGGCCUGCGACGGAUUCGAUGACUGCCCUAGGGCAGAAGACGAGCUUUAUUGCGAGCGGGAAUGCACGCCUAACCAGUUCAAAUGCGCCACUGGGAACAAGUGCAUCGAGGAUGUCUACAGAUGCGAUGGCCAUCCGGAUUGUCCAGAUCGCAGCGACGAGGACUGCGCUCCAUCCGCUAACGACACUACACACACCACUACGCCUACCAUCAACUCGUUCGAUGCACGCUGGACACCGAUAUCUAGGAGGGAGUGCGAUCCAAAAACGGAAAUGCGUUGCGAUGAUGGCGGUUGCGUUCUUCUACGGCGUAAAUGCGACAAUAUCUUUGAUUGCCUCGAUGGCAGCGACGAGCGGGGCUGUGGGCUAUGUACACCUGCCGAAUGGAAGUGCGCCAGCGGUGAAUGCUUGCCAGAAAAUCAGAGAUGCGAUGGGAUAAUGCAGUGCAGCGACGGAUCCGAUGAGGAUCAAUGUGUAACCGAAUGUCCGGCUGGAUGGUUUCGAUGCAACGAUGGAUUGUGCCUCGACAAUAAGAGACGUUGCGAUGGUCGAUCGCAUUGCUUGGACGGCUCCGACGAAAUCAAUUGCCCUCAUAAUGACUGCCCCGACGGUCAACUACCCUGUGACAACGGCGUUUGUAUCAAUAAGAACUUCUUCUGCGACCAAAAUGUCGACUGCCAUGAUGCUAGUGACGAAAAAAAUUGCCCGGAAAGAGAAGAAACAGGCGGCUCUGGCCAAGAAUGUUAUCCCGACAGCUUUUCUUGCAACGAUGGUUUCUGCAUACCUCGUUCAGCGGUAUGUGACGGCCACGCGGAUUGUCCACAUGAUGAGGAUGAGAUUAACUGCCGUCAAGGAUGCUCACGGGAUCAGUUCCAGUGCGCUAACGGAGAUUGCAUCCCCGCCAAUCAGAGAUGCAACGGAUACAUCGAGUGUGCUGAUGGUUCCGACGAGCCGGAAGAAUGCGAGCAAUCAUCAGAAAAACCAGAGCCAGGUCAAUGCGUAGCGGGUCAAUUUAUGUGUAUUUCGGACAGAAGAUGCGUUCCACAGUCUUCCAUUUGUAACGGAAUUCCAGAAUGUAGAGAUGGAUCCGACGAGCAUAACUGCGAUCGUAGAGCGGUAUGCUCGCAUGAGGAAUGGCAGUGCAAGAGCGGUGAUUGUAUACCUCGACAUCAACAUUGCGAUCGUCGAAUUGAUUGUCCGUACGACGAUAGCGACGAGUUGGGCUGUCACUAUAGGGCGAUGCAAAGAAAUCACAGUAUAUGCCGCACGUCUGAAUGGACGUGCAAUGAUGGUCAUUGCAUUCCGCUGCAUCAGCGGUGCGACAAAAGGCUCGACUGUCCUAGAGAUAUGUCCGAUGAAAUGGACUGCAGUUAUGAUAAUUAUACUGAUGGAACAUCUGAUCUUAGACUGAAAACAUAUCCCAGUGAACAAGUGAUUAAAGAAAAUCCGGCGAAGCAAGGUCGCGAAGUCGUAUUUCAAUGCCGUGACGAGGGUCUCCUACGUGCCAGAGUACGUUGGAUUCGCGGUAAUGGUUUACCUCUGCCGCCCGGCAGCCGAGACAUCAAUGGUCGUUUAGAGAUACCCAAUAUCCAGCUCGAGCACGCUGGAACUUACAUUUGCGAGGCCGUGGGUUAUCCGCCGUCUACUCCGGGUCGUCAAGUGAACGUCAUUCUUACCGUCGAGAAGUUUGAGCAACCGGCCACUAGACCACCGCAAGUGUGUCAGUACGAUCAAGCUACCUGCAGCAACGGAGACUGCAUUCCCAAAUCGUACGUUUGCGACGGCAAAUUUGAUUGCACCGAUGGAUCUGACGAGAUGCGAUGCAGUCCUCACGGAUGCGAACCCAACGAAUUCCGUUGCAAUAAUAAGCAGUGCGUCAGCAAGUUGUGGCGUUGUGACGGCGACAAGGAUUGCGCAGAUGGCAGCGAUGAGGAAAACUGCGCGCCGUCUCCCCCGGGAUCCCCAUGCCAUUACAACGAGUUUCCUUGCAACAGCAACAAACAGUGUAUCCCGAAGAGCUAUCACUGCGACAUGGAGCGCGACUGCUUGGACGGCAGCGACGAAGUUGGAUGCUCUCCCGUUUACAUCGUGAAACCACCACCGCCAAUGGUUGUUCUCGAGCCAGGUGAAAUGUUACUUCUCACUUGCACUGCGAUCGGUGUCCCGAUACCGGAAAUCAACUGGCGACUCAAUUGGGGACAUAUUCCCGAGAAAUGUACAACCGUGUCGACUAACGGAACGGGUACACUGACAUGUCCAGACAUACAAAUCCAGGAUCAGGGCGCGUAUUCGUGCGAGGCAUUGAACGUCGGCGGUUUUGUUUUCGCUGUGCCAGAUGCUAUCGUUGUCGUGAAGGAACCUCGCAACAUCUGUCCAAAGGGCAAGUUCAAUUCUGAGGCGAAGAUCGUCGACGAGUGUAUCUCGUGCUUCUGCUUCGGCGUUGCUACCGAAUGUCGCAGCGCUGAUCUUUUCACUUAUCAGAUUCCACCGCCUUUUGACCGCCAUAAGAUUGUGUCCGUCGAGACCGUUCCCACAGUCAAAAUCCACGGCGACAUCAGCAACCAGAUAUCUCAGAUUCGUCCACUCGGUCGAGAUGGCGUUCAAUUGUCGGAAUCCUUCAGCAAUGAGUUGAAUGUCUACAAUAUUCCUUAUUAUGCACUGCCAGAGAACUAUCACGGUAAUCAAUUAAAAUCCUACGGUGGCUACUUGAAGUAUUCGAUUCGUCAUAGCGGUAACGGUACGCCGAACAAUGCACCUACUGUCAUCUUGAGCGGCAAUAAUUACAUCCUGGUGCACAAAGGUAAUGAGCCAACGCCCGAUUAUGAGACUGAAGAAUCCGUCAGGUUCUUCUAUGGUGAUUGGUACAAGCAACAAGGAAGAAGCGAAAUCCUGGCUUCUAGGGAGGACAUUAUGAUGGCGCUAGCAAACGUAGACAACAUUCUUAUAAAAGUUAAAUACGACGAUUCGCAGCAGCUGGACGUUCGUCUCACUAACAUCGUAGUAGAUACUGCCGAUGCGCGAAACACCGGUCUAGGAUCCGCGUCCUUUGUUGAAGAAUGUCAAUGUCCUACCGGAUAUACCGGUCUGUCUUGCGAACAUUGCGCGCCUGGUUAUCUGAGGCGAGAAAAUGGUCCGUGGCUUGGCCAGUGUUAUAGAGACGAACCACCGUGCCCUCCAGGGUACUAUGGCGAUCCCUCAAGAAACAUCCCUUGCCAGAUUUGUCCUUGUCCGCUUACUAACCCGUCAAACCAGUUCGCUCGCACAUGUCAUCUUGGAUCUGACGGGCAACCUACAUGCGAUUGUCCCGCUGGUUACGUUGGACGUAGAUGCGAACAAUGUGCUACCGGUUAUCAAGGAAAUCCUCUUAUUCCCGGAGAUAUGUGUGUUCCACUUCAACAAUGUGAUCCUAAUGGCAGUCUUAGUCCUAAUGCCGAUCCGCAUACUGGAAAAUGUCAUUGCAAGCAAUAUGCAACGGGUCUCACUUGUAAUCAAUGUAAGGCGAAUACCUUUAAUCUGGCCUCGACAAAUCAAUUUGGAUGCAUAGCUUGUUUCUGUAUGGGUAUUACAAACAGAUGCGUCUCCUCUAAUUGGUACAGGAAUGAGAUUCGUGUAUCAUUCACCAAUUCGAUUCGAGAUUUCUCUUUGAUCGAAUCUAAGACCAUCGAUGCACCAGCCAUUGUAGAAGGAAUUCAUCUAAACACUAUUAGCCGAGAAAUAAUCUACAGUGAUUUCCCGAAUCGUGGAAACAAUGACGUUUAUUACUGGCAAUUACCUAGCAUUUUCUUAGGAGAUCAAAUAACAUCAUAUGGCGGUAAUCUCAAGUAUACUGUCAGAUACGUUCCUUCUCCGGGCGGUCAAAGCUCAAGAAAUAAUGCCGCGGAUGUCGAACUUAUCAGCGCUAACGAUAUCAACUUGCUUUACUACUCUCGUGAGUCUCCCGAACCAAACUCCCAGCAAUCGUUUACUAUACCGUUACUCGAGCAAUAUUGGCAACGCAAUGAUGGAACUCAAGCGGAUAGAGAGCACCUUCUAAUGGCUUUGGCAGACGUGCGAGCCAUCAAAAUCAAAGCCACUUACACGACGCAUACAGACGAAGCUGCACUCUCCUUCGUAUCUUUGGAUACUGCCGAAAAGUACAAUACGGGUAAAGCGCGCGCGGUUGAAGUUGAAGAAUGUACUUGUCCCAGCGGCUACAGAGGACUUUCCUGCGAGGAUUGUGAUGUUGGUUAUACCAGAGCUUUCGAAGGUCUCUACUUAGGUAUCUGCGAACCAUGCAAUUGCAAUGGUCAUUCCAAUCAAUGCGACCCUGAGACUGGCGUUUGCGAGAAUUGCGCUCAUCACACUACCGGCGAUUCUUGCGAGGUAUGCGAAUCAGGAUACGAAGGAGAUGCUACCCGAGGCACGCCGAACGAUUGCACAUACAGAAGCCCCAGACCGGAGUCAUGCAGAUGCAAUGAAGCUGGCUCGCGUAGCACUUCGUGUGUCGAUGGCCGAUGCGAGUGUAAAAGGAAUGUUGAGGGUCCAGAAUGUAAUCGGUGCCGCCCGUCGACAUACGGAUUACGUGCCGAGAAUAUUGAUGGAUGCAUCGAAUGUUACUGCAGCGGGAUAACUGAUCAAUGUCACGAAAGCACAUUGUAUGUACAGCAAAUACCGAUGUGGGUGUAUGAUUCACAUCAUGGCUUCACUCUUACGGACUCGACUAGACGCGAUAUAAUCGAUGAUGGUUUCGAAUUGAAUGUGGCAAUGAACGAAAUCGGCUAUCGUUAUCCGGAUAGCAGAAGUCGCAGAUUGUUCUGGUCGCUGCCGAGCGUCUUCACCGGAAACAAAGUGAAAAGUUACGGUGGAAAUUUGACUCUGACGCAGCAUAUCACUGCAUAUCCUGGCGCUCAGAGCUACAAAGAUCAAGAUAUUCUCUUGAUAGGCAAUGGCAUCACAUUGUUCUGGACAAAUCCAACAGAGCUCCAACCUGAUAUUCCGCUGACCUAUUCUGUUCCAUUAAAAGAAAAUGAAUGGAAACGAUUGACCAUCGAAGGACCACGAAGCGCUUCCAGAACGGAUCUUAUGAUCGUUCUCUCGAAUCUGGAGGCUAUCUUAGUCCGCGCGUCUCACAGCGAACGUAUGACCGCUACAUACAUAAGCGACAUCAGCAUGGAUACAGCCGUGGAACAUUUAACUGGAGAACGACGAGCUACUCAGGUCGAAGCCUGCCGCUGUCCAACUGGUUAUACAGGAACUUCCUGCGAAAUCUGCACUCGUGGUUAUUACAGAGAUACUAACGACCGAUCCAUUAGUUAUCUAGGCGCGUGCAAUCUCUGUCCGUGCAACAAGAACGAGGAAAGCUGCGAGAUCAGCAGAUCCGGUCAGAUCAAAUGCCAUUGUUUGCCGGGUUACACAGGACAGUAUUGCCAAGAUAUCGCCGGUGAGCUCAUGGUAAGCCUAAUGCCUAUGAAAGCCGAAGUUGAGCCGUACUCCACGAUCCAAUUUACAUGCAACUAUGACUAUCCAGAUAUGUUUUACAUCUAUUUUAAAUUAUCGUCACUUAACGGGUUUGCCGUAACUGCGAAGGGUGGCAAACCCGGACCUAUAACUAAGACAAAAAAUGGAGCUGUCCGCACAUGGUUUGUCCACGUGGGACGCACUGCUUGUAACGUCGAAUGUCACAUCGUAAACUACCGUGGCAAAGAACUCCUCAAGGUCAUGACAUCAAUUACGCCAGUUGGAGAACCGCAAACUACUACUACACCUGGUCCUAUACCUCCACCGAGGAUUAUUGUUUAUAUUCAAGAACCGGAAUUCCAGAUUGUUCAUACUGGAAACACUGUCAGAUACCAUUGCACAGGCAGAUCCAAAGAUAGCGAGUCGGUAAAUAUUAGAUGGGAGAAAGAAGAUGGUCAAUUACCGCCUGGUAGAAGCGUGGACGAUGCUAAUGGAUUAUUAGUCAUUAGAGAUGUGAAGGUAUCUGAUAGCGGCAUAUAUGUUUGUCAAGUGAGCGAUGGAAUAAACAUUGGACGAAAAAAAGUCACUCUGACUGUUGGAGGAGCCAACCCUGUAGAACCUAGAAUCACUAUAAAUCCACCGUAUCAACAAGUGAGAGAAGGUGAACCAGUCGAAUUCCGAUGCGAAGCUACUGGUAAUCCGUCACCUCAAUUAGAUUGGAUUCGAGUCCACGGAAGCAUGAGUCCGGAAGCGACAUUCCACAAUGGUAUAUGGAACCUUCCAGCCGCAUCGAAGAACGACGCAGCUGAGUACAAGUGCAUUGCUAGAAACAAUGUUGGCAUAGAUGAGAAGACGACCAUCUUGUAUGUUGAAGAUAAUCCUAAUAAGCCACCACCUCAAGGUUUACCGCCAACUGUAACUCCGUCCGAGUGGUCUGGAACUAUUGGCGAUGUUGUCAAAUUGAUCUGUACACCAUCGCAGCAUGCAAACGUUACUUGGACGAGAUCCGGCGGAUUACCGUUACCUUAUACAGCGAGUCAACAGGACGGAAUCUUAACCAUCAUUAAUCCUAGUCCGAGCGAUUCUGGUAUAUACGUGUGUACUGCGACAAGCAUACGCGGAACAGAAACGAGCACUUCCGCUAGAAUAACGAUAGUUGCUCGAGGACCACCUACCAUUAAAGUCAGACCCGACCGGCAAGAAGUGUCCCAGGGAACGGUUGCCGAAGUGCGUUGUAUUACUAGCGGAGAACCAGGUGUACAAGUGAAAUGGAGCAAAUAUACAGAAACGAUGAGUUCGCGUGUGCAACAAGUAGGAGAUACACUUAGGAUUAUUAAUGCUCAGGUUUCCGAUCGAGGAGUAUAUAUCUGCCGGGUUACUAGCUCUACAGGCAGUUACGAAGCCAGUGCCAUAAUUGAAGUUGAACCUCGUGAAGCUCCGCUCUUAGAGCUGUAUCCUCAAGACAUUCAGACAGUUAUCCUCGGCGGUUCGGCCGAUCUUCAAUGUCGUGCUAAAGCUGGCUUCCCGGUGCCCGAGUUGCACUGGUCUCGUCAAGACGGCCGACCAUUUGCUUCCAACAUCGAACAGCUUCCUGGCGGAUUGCUCAGACUAUCGAAUAUUACGGUGAAUGAUGAUGGUGCCUAUAUCUGCUCCGCGUCGAACGAAGUCGGCUCGACGUCGGUUAUCGCGCACAUCGAAGUGCAAUCCCUGCCUGUGAUCACCAUUACUCCGAAGCACGGCAUUUUGCAAGUGAAACGCGGAAGUCGAAUCCGUUUAAUAUGUAGCGCAAGUGGUUAUCCGCAGCCUAAUGUAGCUUGGAGCAAAUACGUGCACGGAGUAACUAUACAUGACACAUAUAGCAAAGCAGCGGCUACUCCACUGAGUGCUGUAUAUGAGCUAAACUCCGUUUCACCUGACGAUGAAGGAUCUUACACUUGUCAGGCCACAAAUGCCGUAGGAAUAGCGGAAGAGCGUAUUCAAAUACGCAUCGAGGAAGAUGAUGAAUAUAUUCCUUGCACUGGCGAUAGAGGCGAUAUUCCGUGCGAUGAUCGACAACAACCGCAACCUGAUAAUAGAGAUCCGAAUCAACAAGGAGUAUUGAUUCCCAAAGAUUACCUGAGGAUUCCGAACGGUGGCAAGGUGGAAAUGCGUUGUCAGGUCUUUGGACCUGACGGAGAUCACAUCUAUCUGGAUUGGAAGAGGAGCGAUCAUCGUCCCUUGCCGGAAGGUAGCACAGUGCACAAUGGAGUAUUAAGCAUUCCGACUGUCGACAGAAACGCGGCCGGAGAAUACAUCUGUUUGGGCUUGGAUCCUGCCAGUACCGUGCUCUUCAGGGCAAAAUCCCAUCUUGAAAUUAUAUCUCCUCCAAGAAUUGAAUUAAAUCCCACGCGUCAGACAGUGGGACCUGGGGAGAAUCCAUCCAUAAUUUGCACCGCCACGGGAGACGAACCUCUGCAUAUCGAGUGGGAAGCCAUAGGACGUCCGUUACCAUAUUCGGUAUCGCACAGCCGUGGCGUCCUGCAAUUCCACGGUAUUACCUAUUCCGAUGCUGGUAAAUAUGUGUGCAAAGCGACGAACGGAGCAGGAACAGCGGAAGCGGUAGCAGAAGUUUUAGUCAAUGAACAUUCUUACGACGAUACAGAGGUUCGCGCUGAACAAAGAGACGUGGUGACACAUGCUGGCAAUUCUGUGCGUUUACGUUGCGUGGUACGCGAACAUGCGACGAUUCAUUGGAGUCGAGAAGGACAAGCCUUGCCGAGCACCGCGCGAAUCGGAGAAGAUUACCUAGAGUUGACGCAGGUGAAGCCAGAAGACAGCGGAAGAUACAUAUGUCAAGCCCAAACUAGCCGUGGUGUAUCCAGUGAUUAUAUUAAUUUCAACGUAUCUCUGUACCGAUCGCAGUGCAGACACUGGGAAUAUGAAUGCAGAAGUCUACAAUGCAUUCCAAUGGAAUACUUUUGUGACGGCUAUGUUCAGUGCAACGAUGCUACUGACGAACGCUUCUGCCACAACGCGCUAUAUCGCCAAUAUCUUCAGAGACGACGCGCUGCUGCCGUACCAUCAAUAAGCGUCGAGGUGUCUCAAGAUCCAAUAAACAUCGGUGAUACAAUUGAUAUACAUUGCACAUACACUGGACGAAGCCCACGUUAUCACUGGUCGAGACCGAAUCAUGUGAGCCUGCCGGCAAAUGCACAAGAAUACGGCAAUGUCUUGAGGCUGACUAACGUAGCUGUCACCGAUAGUGGACUUUACAGAUGUUUAGUAGAUACGCAUGAGGGUACAUUUGAAAAAGACUUCAACCUGAUUAUUCAUGGCGGAAUUCUCGAUGAACCAGCAAUUGAAACGAAAUUUGCGCCGUACGGGUCGAGUCUAGAAAUGGAUUGUCGUAUCGAUCUCGAUCCACCAAUAGAAUAUCAGUGGAGUAAACUUGGUGGACUUUUACCACGUGAUACCCAAACUUUGGAAAACAAAUUGAAGCUGACUAACGUAAAGGCUGAAGAUGCUGGAACAUAUAUUUGCGUUGGAUAUAGUGGACCUGCGCGAGUAGAAGUCCCUACGGUGCUAGUUGUAACAGGAGUAGUGCCUAAUUUUAGUCAGGCACCCGAAAGCUACAUCGCUUUCCCGCCUUUACCCGAUUCCUACCUUAAGUUCAGUAUCGAAAUUUCCUUUAAACCAGAAAGUUAUGAUGGCAUUCUAUUGUACAACGACGAAUCCGGUCAUGGCAACGACGACUUCAUUGCUCUAUCUCUAAUUAAUGGAUAUCCUCAAUUUAAAUUUAAUCUUGGAUCCGGAGCAGCCGUUGUUCGCGCGGAUAAACCCAUUACCCUGAGCGAAUGGCAUACCAUCAAGAUCCAACGCAAUCGAAAAGAGGCAACGAUGUUGGUAGACGGCGAGAGCUCUUACAAGGUGGUUGCAGUAGGUAGACGUCAAGGUCUGGAUCUCAAAGAGCCCCUCUACAUCGGUGGUCUGCCCAGCUACAAUGAAAUUAGCAAACAGUUCGAAGUGAGCACAGGCUUUGUCGGAUGCAUCAGCCGGCUUGUUCUCGGAGAGAAGCAGGUUGAUCUGAUCGGUGAUCAGACAGACAGUGUGGGAAUCACGAGCUGCGAGACUUGUGCCGAAAAUCCCUGUAAUAACGGCGGUGUAUGCCAAGAAGCGGCCAUGAAGAAUGGCUAUACAUGUCUAUGCCGAGCUGGUUUCAGUGGCAAACAUUGCGACUACGUCGGACAAUCCUGUUAUCCAGGCGCAUGCGGAGAAGGUAAAUGCGUUGAUAAGGAAAUUGGCUUCGAUUGUUAUUGCCCGAUCGGAAAAACAGGAUCGCGAUGCGAGCAUUCGGUGAACAUCCACGAUCCAGCUUUCCAUAAUGAUAGAGCUUAUCUAGCGUAUGAGACUCCGAAAGCUCUUAGGCGGGAAAGAGAGAGUUCGACCACUAUACACAGUCGAUCACGAUUACGCAACGCACAAAUUAGGCAACCACGAUCCAGGCCACAUCACUACAAUAAUUUGCACCACACAAAACAUUAGCUAAACUUAGCACCAAUUUUACGCACUUACAGAAUCAUUACUUAUCCAAUCUCACAGUAGUAAUCUACUUCCCUCCGUAGAUCUAAUCAACUUCCAAAUACAUAUGAGCUAUUUAAGAUUGUUAAAAUAUGCCUGUUCGAGAAGAUUUAAGUUCGAUUAAUUUGCGAUUUAUCACUGCCUGUUUUUUUUUUGUUUGGUAUGUAUAGAUAGCAAUGUAAAGAUAAAGCAAUGAGUCUUUAACAGAUGUUUUGCAACAAACCUGCCUAGUGCGUAGUUCCUUACAAUGGACAUCAUGGUGCUGUAAUGUUAGAACAUCAGUCAAUUGAAUUAGUAAUUAAUGUUUUGUACAGCUUUUUAAUUAAUACACUUAACGCGUCACUCUUCUCUGUUAGUCAUUAUUAAUUAUUAAAAGUAUAAUAUGCGCGCGUGAGGUCACUGCCAAAUCAGUUGCAUUUAACAAUAGUCCCAACUCAAGCAGAAAACGAAGUCGUAAUAUCCAUAUACAUGUAUGUGACAGUUAUAUAUAACACCAUAUGUAAAAUGUUUGUACUUAUGUCUAAGAUCCUAUAUAUAAUAUAAAUAUUGAAAAAAGAAAUAAUUCUCAUACGAAUGAUCAUUUAUAUAUUUAGCGAGAGGGGGGGAGACUA